AUGGUUACUGCAAACACAGAAGGUGCUGUAGACACAGAAGGUACUGUAAUCACAAUGGUUACUGCAAACACAGAAGGUGCUGUAGACACAGAAGGUACUGUAAUCACAAUGGUUACUGCAAACACAGAAGGUACUGUAGACAUAGAAGGUACUGUAAUCACAAUGGUUACUGCAAACACAGAAAAUGCUGUAAAUGCAGAAAAUGCUGCAAUCACUGAAGUGCUGAGGGCCUAUAAACCAUACGAUUUAUGCACGCCACCUUGUCUUGAGCACCCCGACCAUAGAGGUUCCGCCCAAGUGUCGAUCGAACAUUUGGACUUCCCGCACCCAUGCCGCCACAUAGAUAUAAAUGUUAUCGGACAAUUGAUAAGAAAUUUUGAAGGUGAAGGUUGCAUCAAAGACACCAAUCGGAUUCCUGCCAUUAUCAACGAUUCAAUUCUCUAUGCAGGGCUGAACAAACUGGAAACAAGCGCCGAGUCUUUUAAGGCUAUCUCGAAUAGCGCACCACCGCGGCUUCAUCUAGAACGUGGUGUAAAAGUGGAAUGCCUCCACGGACAACACAGAGUUCUCGCUGCAAAAAAGUUUCUGGACCCAUCGGAGAGAUGGUGGAUUGUUGACUUCUACGGCAGUGAUCUCGAAGCAGAUACUAAGCAGGCCCUUCGAGAGGGUGAGUCUUACUCAGAGCCAUACGCAUCCGGCGAGAUAUUCCGUAACUAUCGGCUUUGCUGCUACAAUAAGGAUGACUUGGGUGCGCAGCGUUGGCAGAAGAAACUCAAGUCCUAUCAGGAAGCGUAUUUCGAAACGAUUCUAAAACGGGAGAUCCUUAUCAAAGCUUUGGACUCUGUCUUGAAUAUUAGUGGGCUAUGGAGAGGCUUUUACGCAGGAUCGUUGAAUGAUUUUAUUAGUCUGGGUUGCGAUGAGGAAAUUGCGCGUUAUAUUAGGGCCAUCAAGACCGAGCUUACGCGUAUCUUUAGGGAUAACAUGGCAACAAUGAUGGCAACCGAUCCUUUGAGCAUCGAAUCCAUCCAGUCAAGAGCUCCUGCCCUCUCGAAGACAGACUUUGAAUUCAUUGAUGAGCGUAUGGGGUCAGGGGAGUUAUUUCCGGCAGUAACAGACCCCGUCGAAAGAGAAAAUAUUAAGAAGGGCAUCCUUUCAACUGAGGUUCCUAUACCAACUCUGUGGACACUAAUCUGCGAUGUCAGAUACCUCAAGAAACCGGCAAGAGUCCUGAAUGCUUUAUUGCCCCCCCGAAAAGAGAAAAAGAAGAUAAAGAAUAGCCUGUACGAGAGGUUUCGAGACUCAUUCUCUAUGACGGAAUUGGGCAGUAAUAAUUUUGAGAUACAACAGAGUACGCUUUCUUUUAAGUCCAUCUCAGGAAGUCUUGAAGAUUGUUUCGACGCUGGAUAUCAACAGUUGUGGCUCUGCGCGUGCCGGGUCUGGAAGUCCGGCAACGCAUACGGCCUGAUCCAGCUAGCGACACUUGCAGAUCGGCUGGGAUUCUCAACAACACAAAUUGAACGCGAGCUCGCCAAGGAUCCGGGUCGAAUAAUUAUUGAAAAGGCACUUCAAGAGGCACACUAUGUCCUGCAUCCGGGUGAGAAGUUCAGCUUCGAUUACAAUCAGGCCAGGCCACUUAUCAGCUUAUUCAACGAGCAAAUGAACAACACGCUAGCAUCUUAUCCGGUGGCAACGUAUCCAUUUAUUACAGUUGCUGGGCCUGGCGAGCCACUGUCGCGCAGAUGCGGCCAUAGCUCCAUGGACACGGAGGACCUCGGUUAUCUCUUCCUCGACAAGAUACACGCUCCUCUUCAAUAUUACCAUCGAUCUGGGGACGGAAUUAGCUCCUUUUAUGUCAAGCGAUCGCGACACAUAGCAUUUUUCGGUGCAUUGAUCCUCGACGAUACCCCUCAAAAUGGACUAACUCCCGUGCCGUUGGUCAAUCCACAACAGCAACAUAUGAACGUGUCACUUUCUUCAUAUGCACGCUCAUCCCGAUACUCUGACGAAAUAUCUUUAAUUCAAGCGCAAGCCGAGACCACCCCUACCGAAGAGGUAGCGACAUUCAUGGAGGAUGACGUGAAUAUUCAACAGGUGCCGUACGAGAUGGAGUCAAUCAACAAACAGGCCCAGAAAUAUGCUGCAGAAGGGAAAAAGCUAAGACUGAGAAACGGACAUCAUAUGGUCUGGUACGACUGCUUUGCGGUCUUGGAGCGGGCAAAAGAAUCAACUGUGAUUGUAUAUAAACUUGUUCAUGAUCUGGAGGGAUUGGAUCACCAAAUGGCACACAUGGAUGGAGGCAUAUGA
Molecule: messenger RNA, 2304 nt
Organism: Amorphotheca resinae ATCC 22711
Lineage: Eukaryota; Fungi; Ascomycota; Leotiomycetes; Helotiales; Amorphothecaceae
Exons: 4
Coding region: 1-2304 (767 amino acids)
Source: RefSeq, a predicted model, not a curated record